CCCCCCCCGUCCCUCCCCCCCGGCCCCGGGCGGUGAGCGGGCGCCCCGGGCCGGCGCGGGCAUGAGCUGCGCCGGGGGGAGCGUGGUCGUCCCUCCCGGGGAGCCGCUGGAGCUGCCGGGCGGAGCGGGGGAGGCGAGCGGGGACGGCCCGGAGGAGGGAGAGAGCGGCGGCCCCAGCGGCGGCGAGGGCCGGAGGGGAGGCUCGGAGAGCGGCCGCGCCGAGGCGGGGGCCGCCGCCGGCGACAAACCCGAGACCCGCUCGGUGUGCAGCAGCGAGAGCGGCAGCGGCAGCCACCCCGGCGGGGCCGGCCCCAUCUGCAAGAUCUGCUUCCAAGGCCCCGAGCAGGGUGAAUUGUUAAAUCCUUGCCGCUGCGAUGGGUCAGUACGAUACACGCAUCAGCUUUGCCUGUUAAAGUGGAUAAGUGAAAGAGGGUCAUGGACCUGUGAACUCUGCUGUUACAGAUACCAUGUUAUAGCAAUUAAAAUGAAAAAGCCUUGCCAGUGGCAAAGCAUUACUAUAACACUGGUUGAGAAAGUGCAGAUGGUUGCUGUAAUCCUAGGAUCUCUGUUCUUAGUAGCAAGUGUGACUUGGCUUCUAUGGUCAGCCUUCAGCCCUUAUGCAGUAUGGCAAAGAAAGGACAUCCUUUUUCAAAUCUGCUAUGGAAUGUAUGGUUUUAUGGAUCUAGUAUGCAUAGGACUCAUAGUACAUGAAGGUGCAUCUGUUUAUCGAGUGUUUAAGCGUUGGAGGGCUGUCAAUCUACACUGGGAUGUGUUAAAUUACGAUAAAGCCACAGACAUAGAAGAGAGCAAUCGAGGAGAAUCCUCAGCAGGAAGGACACUGUUGUUACCACUGACUGCACUGAGAAACAGAAGUUUAGUUCAUCCAACACAGUUAACCUCACCAAGAUUUCAGUGUGGCUAUGUAUUGUUACAUCUGUUCAACCGCAUGAGACCUCAGGAAGAUUCGUCAGAGGAUAACGGCUCUGGGGAAGUAGUGAUGAGAGUGACCUCAGUGUAAAGAUUAUGCUCACUGUGCUACACAGCUAAGGAUAAUGUGCUCUGAUGUUACAGGACUUGGGAAUGUAGUUAUGAUGAAUGGUGAAACCAUUAACACUUGAAAAAAUAUAUACACAUUUUUUAAAAAUUUAAUGCUUUUUAUAUGAUCAGCUAAAACACAAAUACAUUUUUCGGGGAAAAAAAAAGUCUCUUGCUUUUUAUAUAGUCUGGUUUAUUAGAUCUUUUGUCAAUUUGUACCUGAGGUGUAUACAAUAUAGUUUAACUCUUAGGUCUUUGAAUGAUGAGGAAACUCAUUUUUAAGUAAAAAAAUAUAUUUAAAUGUAUUUUCUUAAACUCUGGCUUUAAUCCAUUACUGUUAUUUUUCCCACUCUCAUGAGGAUUAAACUGAACAACCUUCUUCCAAAAAGAAAAAAAUGUUGACAGAAGUCAAGUUUUCUUCCUUUUCUGUCUUUAUUUUGUUGUUGUUUGUAGCUCAGUUCAGGUGUAUGAAAGUAAGGGAUAUAUUGUCCCUUGCCUUUAAGCAGGAAGUCCCGUGGGUGUUCUACAAAACGUAAGGGAAGAUGUGAACUCUUCUUUUCUUUUAGCUCUCCCACAUGGACGUGCAAGAUGUCAGACACAAGUACGACACAGGCAGGGGAAGAGUCUUGCACUUUGUCUCGAGUCUCUAAGAUCUGCCGAGUGCUGGUGCUGUGCCUGUGCACAGAAGUGACAUUACCUUCCAAGCAGUGAUGCUGAAUUUAGCAGCCUGUGAAUUUCUAGUACCAUUCUAACUACAGCCUAUUGACAUCCCGUAUUUUUUUAAAAAAAGAAGAAAUGUACAUUACAACUUCUGGAAUAAUAAUAAAUCCUAAUGGAAACUGAAGUAGAAAUAACGCAGAGCCUUAAUUUUGCCAGGUAAUGAAUCAUUAUAUUAAAAAUGAGCCAGUAUUCAUCUUUAUCAUGAUAGCUAAUCAAUGCUGUGAAGUUUGCUUCUCUGUUUUUGUCUCAUGGCAAAAAUUCUAAUAUAAUUUAAUCAAAUGGAA
Harpia harpyja (harpy eagle) is the source of this 2039-nucleotide messenger RNA. RefSeq names its product membrane associated ring-CH-type finger 11 (gene MARCHF11). Gene Ontology annotation, molecular function: ubiquitin-protein transferase activity; zinc ion binding. The coding region runs from base 62 to 1018 and encodes 318 amino acids. The record is from RefSeq and is a predicted model, not a curated record. Lineage: Eukaryota; Metazoa; Chordata; Aves; Accipitriformes; Accipitridae. Gene Ontology annotation, biological process: protein ubiquitination. The transcript has 4 exons.